Mizuhopecten yessoensis (Yesso scallop) is the source of this 531-nucleotide messenger RNA. RefSeq lists its product as uncharacterized. Lineage: Eukaryota; Metazoa; Mollusca; Bivalvia; Pectinida; Pectinidae. The transcript has 3 exons. Bases 24 to 416 code for a protein of 130 amino acids. The record is from RefSeq and is a predicted model, not a curated record.
CGGGAUUCCAUGCCCACAACAGGAUGUGCUAUAACUUUGGUCCUACGGAAAUGGAAUGGGACGAUGCGCUGGGUUAUUGUAAAGAAAGAUGUUCUCACCUUGCUGAACUGAAAACGGAUUAUCAACUACAGAACGUCAUAAAUUAUUUCCGCCAUCAGCCAAACUCAGGGUAUGACCACAUCGCGGACUAUUUCAUAGGGGCAGUUGACAAAGGCGUAGGCGUAUGGACAUGGUACAACAGUGGUGAAACGGUUGAUAGCGACAUAGUGGUACCGGAUUACCACCAGCACACUAAAGAUCACUGCGCUAUUGCCAUGGAAGUCAGCGUCGGGGCCCCGUUCGAACAUGACUUUGACUACGGUGCCGCACUUUGUACCGAUGUGUACAAACCAAUGUGCGAGGUGAUGCGUCAGUAGGGAUGACGUCAUGAAGGAUAGAUCGAGUUUCUCACAUUGUUGAAACACUAUUCAGAUUAUUAAAAAAUGUACAUGCAUUCAUGCUUAGUUGAGUGUAACGUACUUUUUUGCUAAG